Molecule: messenger RNA, 330 nt
Organism: Danaus chrysippus (African queen)
Lineage: Eukaryota; Metazoa; Arthropoda; Insecta; Lepidoptera; Nymphalidae
Source: the annotation of a GenBank genome assembly
AUGUCGCAAGUACAGCCGAGAGCGUGGGAGAGGGCGCCAUUGUACAGAGACCUCAAGAAAAAAAAACAGGUCUGCAAGAGGCCCGCACUGGGUAAGGAACAUCAUAACACAGACACAUACGAGUCAGACAUACAGAACUGCACCAAGAAACAUCGACACGCGUCACUACAGCCGCGCGACACGACCCUCGCGCGCGAACUCUCGGCGCCAAGUGAGGAGCCGCCGACAGCCGCUGGAGCCUGCGCCCCGACCUCCGCCCUCCGCCCCCCGCCCCGCUCACUAACAAACACUAUGCGGACGGUCACGACUCACGUGGACAUCUUACUAUGA